AUGUAUCCUCGUUUUCUACAGAUGAUCAUGAAUGUUCAGCAUCCCGGUCUUCCAAAAGCCGACGAUGACAUCCUGAAGAUAGAAUCUAUGAUGGAGCAUUCUUUGAGGAUAUUCAAGGGGCUUGCAAUAAAGAGAUACAAAGAAAGCGAGCCGCCUAGGAGGUUAAUCGGUGCUCUUGAUAAACCAGACUACAUCGCUCCAGCAGAUGACAAAUGGCGUCACAAUGACAGCCAAUCUGAUGAUGAAGAGCCGGAGUUAAAGAAAAAGAUGGAAGAAAAAUUUGGUCGAAAAGAUUCUGAUUCUUCUGACAGUGACAGUGAUGGUGAUGAUGAAGCUGGUAAUGGUGGUGAUACAGGUGCUGUUGGUGCAUCUGGUGCUGGUGUAUCGUCUGCUAGUGUAGCUGGUGGUACAUCAACUGGUAAUGAUGAGGAGGAUACUGAAUCAGAUGACAAUCCACCUGAGCCUGGGUACGAAGUUUAUUUUGAUGAACGUGGUGUGAAAAGGAUCAGGAGGAUUAGGCGAGAGGAUGACAACGCUGAAUACGUUCCUUCGGAUAUCGAAGUUGAACGCUUGAAGAAGAAACAAACGGUUGUUCGUCGAAAGAAGAAAGCAAAAAGGAACAUUGGUUCUUCGUCUGUGCAACAAUCCAUUCCACAACAAGAACCUACAAAAGAAGCGGAGAUGGAUCCAAACCUUGGAUUCACGGCCGCUGAAGUUGCUGAUAUGUUGUCGUCUCCUCCAAGAUCCUCCGAACCAGCUCCUGUAGUGACUUCAGCUCCUGAAACUCCUACAGUGACUCCUCAAGAUCCAACUCCUUCAAUUGCAUCGACCAUUCGUGUGACAACCCGAGUUUCCAAGGUCUUUACUUGA
Helianthus annuus (common sunflower) is the source of this 870-nucleotide messenger RNA. RefSeq names its product general transcription factor IIF subunit 1-like. The coding region runs from base 1 to 870 and encodes 289 amino acids. The transcript has a single exon. Lineage: Eukaryota; Viridiplantae; Streptophyta; Magnoliopsida; Asterales; Asteraceae. The record is from RefSeq and is a predicted model, not a curated record.